Peniophora sp. CBMAI 1063 is the source of this 1404-nucleotide messenger RNA. Lineage: Eukaryota; Fungi; Basidiomycota; Agaricomycetes; Russulales; Peniophoraceae. The record is from the annotation of a GenBank genome assembly.
AUGUCUGUCCAUUCGUUGCUCUUCGCGUCCACCUCGCUACACUCCUCCAGCGACUCAUUCUACUGUAUGUCGGCGCCAUCUCCGAAACUGCCGCUCAGGCAACCUUCGAGUUCGAAUGACGACACGAAAGCCCGGGGCGCAAAUCGCUCAACAAAAGUUGCGGGCAAACUCAAGGUCUUGCCCGAGCACCCAGAACCCGCACCUGUACCUACGGCCAAGCGCGAACUAUUAGCGCCCGCCAAGGACAAAGGCGCUGCCAGUACAGAGGGCAGCGCAUCCACAGACGAGGAGGAGGAGACGGAAGAUGCCGACGCUGAGGACGUCAAAUCGUAUGCUCAAAUAGCGCGCAUUCCGGCUGGGACAGCCCGCAGAGAUGCACUCCGGCUUACGAAGAAGAAAGCGAAGAGUCUACCGCGAGUGACCGCGUAUUGCACGGCCAGUGAAUACCGUUUUGACGACUUGAUGAAGUUCUUCAAAGCUCGUCAGAGUGCCUACGGAACCGACCCACGCAUCAUCGACGAGGUCAUCUACACGCCUUACCGUUACGAGCCGGUCUCCGAACCCGAGAAUCCACGAACAUCGAAGGUCAAAUGGGCGCAUACGUCGGAGAGUCAUGAGCGGAAUUGCCACGGCGAGGGCGAAGAAGCCGAUUUGCUGGGUGUACCGGAGUUAGUCGCGGGAAACGCGGGAAAGAAGAGGAGCAAGUUCGAUACGCAGAGCGAAGACGGGCUUGCGGAGAUAUUCUUGUUCAAAUAUGGGACGGUUGUCAUUUGGGGCAUGUCGGAAGCGCAGGAGAAGAGAUUCUUGUCGUCUUUGAAGCGCUUUGAGGUUGACAAAUUAGGACCCUCGGAUGUCGAGAUGGAGGAUCUGAACUUCUACUACGCGAACUAUAGUCGGAUAUAUAACGACGUCAUCACUCUACGAAAAGGUUCAAGUUACAUGACCAAACUCUCGCUAUCUCAUGCAUUGGCACAAUCCGUCAAGAUAUCUCUGUUCGAAGAACACAUCUCAACCACAAUUGAAGAGACAAAAGACUAUCCAGAGAUCAUUAGCGAGACGGGCAAGAUUAACCUCUCACAUAAAGAGAUCAUGAUGAAAAUGGGCGAGGUUUUUCUUCUGCGGGGCAAUAUCGCGGCCGUUGGCUCAGUGCUCGAUUCCCCAGAGGUAUUUUGGACAUAUCCAGACUUGCAACCUCUAUACGACGCUGCGAGGAGCUACCUCGAGAUCCCACAACGUAUCCAGCUACUCGACACACGGGUGGAGGUUCUGCAGGAUAUGUUGUCGCUGCUCAAGGAGAGCGUCGGCAGUCGGCACUCUGAGCUCCUAGAAAAGAUUGUCAUCUGGCUCAUCGUGGUCGAGAUUUGCCUCGGCAUCAUCACGAUUCUUGUCGAUCUAUUACUUUAG